Molecule: messenger RNA, 7864 nt
Organism: Fukomys damarensis (Damara mole-rat)
Lineage: Eukaryota; Metazoa; Chordata; Mammalia; Rodentia; Bathyergidae
Gene: Gdpd5
Product: glycerophosphodiester phosphodiesterase domain containing 5
Exons: 19
Coding region: 695-2527 (610 amino acids)
Biological process (GO): lipid metabolic process; positive regulation of neuron differentiation
Cellular component (GO): plasma membrane
Molecular function (GO): glycerophosphodiester phosphodiesterase activity
Source: RefSeq, a predicted model, not a curated record
UCUGGGUUCCGCGGUCCGGAGCGGGCUGCCGGGCGCUUGAGCCCUGGCCCGACCCAGUGCGACGGGCAGGACUCCGCUGCCACCAUCGCACGGGUCCACAGUUGCGGGCUUGUUCCCAGCCUUUCUGAGUCCCUCUGUCCCGCCUUAGCACAAGGUGGCUCUAGCCCGGACCUGAGUGCAGCGGAGUCCGGCUCCCCGAGCACCGAACCUUCCUUCUCCUGCAGCAGACUGCCUGGGACUUGGAAUCGGGGUCCCACGCCUGGUGAGGGGUUCCAGGCAGGCAGGACAGUCGUACUGAGCCACUGAGCUAGUGCUGUGAGCCCAAGUGGUCGCCUUCCUCCCGCCCCCACAAGCGACUCGGCGCUUGUCCGGAAAAGAGCACAAGGGCCCCUUCUGCCCGGCGGGCCGGUGAAAGCCGAGGCUGCAGCUCUUCAGUAAAGCUACAUCACUGCCUCUGAGUACAGGACACCCUAAGGAGCCCAGCACACAGCCGCUGGUACCUUCUUCCAGGAAUGAGGGGGCAGAUGCAGUGGCUGAUGGGACCAUAGAAACUAAUCUUGGAGGUGCAGAGUGAGAUCAUUCCACCCCGUCUGGAAAGCUGAGAACACAGGAAUAUAUACACAGACAUUCAAAGGACCAGCUGGGGGCCUCCAUGGGUGCUUGAGAGCCAGGCGACAGGGCUGCAGGGACGAGCAUGGUGAGACACCAGCCCCUGCAGUACUAUGAGCCACAGCUGUGCCUCUCCUGCCUCACAGGCAUCUACGGCUGCCGCUGGAAGCGCUACCAGCGCUCUCAUGAUGAUACCACACCGUGGGAGCGCCUUUGGUUCCUGCUGCUCACCUUUACCUUUGGCCUCACGCUCACCUGGCUCUACUUCUGGUGGGAAGUCCAUAAUGACUAUGAUGAAUUCAACUGGUACCUCUACAACCGCAUGGGCUACUGGAGCGACUGGUCUGUGCCCAUCCUUGUGACCACAGCCACCGCCUUUACAUAUAUUGCAGGCCUCCUGGUGCUGGCACUAUGUCACAUCGUCGUGGGGCAACAGAUGAACCUGUACUGGCUGCACAAGAUUGGGCUGGUGGUCAUCCUGGCCUCCACAGUGGUGGCCAUGUCAUCAGUGGCCCAGCUGUGGGAGGACGAGUGGGAAGUGCUGCUGAUCUCCCUGCAGGGCACACUGCCAUUCCUGCACUUGGGAGCCCUGGCUGCUGUCACAAUGCUCUCCUGGAUCGUGGCAGGACAGUUCGCCCGUGCAGAGCGGUCCUCUUCGCAGGUGACCAUUCUCUGCACCUUCUUCACUGUGGUUUUUGCCCUCUACCUGGCCCCUCUCACCAUCUCCUCUCCCUGCAUCAUGGAGAAAAAGGACCUGGGCCCCAAGCCUGCCCUCAUCGGCCAUCGUGGGGCCCCUAUGCUGGCUCCAGAGCACACACUGAUGUCCUUCCGGAAGGCCCUAGAGCAGAAGCUGUAUGGGAUCCAGGCUGAUGUCACCAUAAGCCUGGACGGUGUGCCUUUCCUCAUGCAUGAUGCCACUCUGCGGCGAACCACCAACGUGGAGCAGGUGUUCCCGGAGCUCGCCCGCAGGCCCGCCUCCAUGCUCAACUGGACUGUCCUGCAGAGGCUCAAUGCUGGCCAGUGGUUCCUGAAGACAGAUCCCUUCUGGACGGCCAGCUCCCUGUCACCCUCUGACCACAGGGAGGCCCAGAACCAAUCCAUCUGUAGCCUGGAGGAGCUGCUAGAGUUGGCCAAGGGCAACGCCACGCUGCUACUCAACCUGCGUGAACCACCCCGAGACCAUCCUUUCCGCAGCAGCUUCAUUAAUGUCACACUGGGGACCCUGCUGCGCUCCGGCUUCCCGCAGCACCAGGUCAUGUGGCUGCCUAACAGACAGAGGCCCUUUGUGCGAAAGGUGGCUCCUGGCUUCCAGCAGACGUCAGGCUCCAAGGAGGCAGUGGCCAGCCUGCAAAGAGGCCACAUCCAGUGGCUGAACCUGCGCUACACUCAGGUGUCUGCCCAGGAGCUCAGGGACUAUGCAUCCUGGAAUCUGAGUGUGAACCUCUACACUGUCAACGCGCCAUGGCUCUUUUCCUUGCUGUGGUGCACUGGGGUCCCAUCUGUCACCUCCGACAACACCCACACCCUGUCCCAGGUGCCUUCCCCACUCUGGAUCAUGCCCCCGGAUGAGUACUGUCUCAUGUGGGUCACCGCCGACUUGAUCUCCUUCACCCUCAUCAUUGGCAUCUUCGUGUUCCAGAACUAUCACUUGAUCAGGUGGCGCCUGGGAGGCAUACGGAGCUAUAAUCCUGAGCAGAUCAUGCUGAGCGCUGCAGUGCACCGGACCAGCCGGGACGUCAGCAUCAUGAAGGAGAAGCUCAUCUUCUCAGAGAUAAGCGAUGGUGUGGAGGUCUCGGAUGAGCUCUCCAUGUGUUCAGACAGCAGUUACGACACAUACGCCAACAGCACUGCCACCCCUUUGGGCCCCCGAGGGGGUGGCAGCCACGCCAAGACUCUUGCGGACCGGGGUGGGCAUUAGCUGAAGACUCUCUGUCCCCAGCCUGUACCUAAUGUAGAAACAUGGGGCGCUCAGGAGGCUGGCAGAAGAGUGUCUACACUUGGAGUGCUCUGGGAGCUGGCUCCAUGGGCUCCAGGCCGUUGGAGGGGAUUGCCUCUCCCCUGACCAGGACUCCAGCCUCCCAGAUGCCCCUGCAGGCCUGGGCCUCCUUCUGGGAAGUACAGAGCCUGGUCCCCAACGUCUAUUCUCAUGGCCCUCCUGCAUAGCCCAGCGUGGAAACUCUGAUGGGUCACUGGGUCGUGUCAUGUCCCCUGGGGCAGUAGAUGUGGAUGCUCACCCUUGCCCACGUGUGUCUGCCCACCUGUCCGUGCCAUGAGGCAAACUUCUCUGUUUUUAUCCUGCCUUGAGGACCUGGGCUGGGCCUUUCCCCCAGCUCCUGGCAGCUCUGUUCCCACAUCAGUCUCAAAGCACAAGGAGGUUCAGCCCAGGAGGAAAGCAAGAGGUCAUGACAUGUUCUCCUCCCCGACCAGCCUCUCACAACCGUUGACCCCUGCCCCAGCAGAGGACUUCAGCCAUGUCCCCUAAGAGCAACUGAAGAAGGCCAGAAGUGCAGGCUCAGGCUGCUCUGUCCCACACACAAAUGUCCAGCAGGCCUCUGGGCAGAAGUAGUCCUGGGACCCAGGAGACCUCAGGUUCCCACAUUAGCAGCCACAGGGCAGGGGCCACCUGGGAAACGUCUCAGCAUAGUCAAGCAUGGGCACGUGGCUGAGCUGGUUUGCAGUGGAGGGAGCCUAGGGCCUCAGCCAGGAUGAUUAAAGCUGCCAUCUUGAUGUGUGUUGUCUGCAUUGUCAGCAGGAGGGUGGGGGCAGAGUGUGUUGGGUUUGAGGUUAGGUGUGACCCCAUGAUUGGAGAAGGAACCACUCUUGGAAAGGAAUGGGAAAAUAGUAGGAUGGUGGAGCCCCUACUCUGUGUCAGCCAGGAUGCCAGAGGUUCUCUAACAGCCUGGGGUGGACAGGACACUUGGAGUGGUAAAGUAACAUCCCAGGGCCACACUGCAUUGAAGGGGUAAAGCCAGGAUCCUACCUAGAUUCUGACCCCAGCCCCUGAAUAUCUUCCAUACCUAGCAGACAGGGAGGGUUCUUGCAUCUGAUGCAGGACUGAGGAAUGGUAACAGCAGGUUCUCACAGUCACAGAGGUCCCCUGUGUAUGGAUAGACAAGCCCACAACCCAGAGAUGCCUCUUUCCUAGGGGAGAGGGGUUUACUCUGUCCUAAGAGUAUAUGUCUUUGGUAUGUCCUAAAGGAAAAGCAGGAGGCUGAACCCCUGUUCUAGCCUGCACUUAGUAUACCAUGGUCACUGGUAGCCAAGGGUCUUGUCUCUUGUCCAAACCAGGGUUUUCUUGAUGGAAUUCUUGGAGUCUGAGAGAUUGUGGCACCUUCUUGGGAGAAAGGAAAAGACCCUCUUCCAAAUGCUGGCUGCUCCAGAGCCAGCCCCCCCCCCAUUAACCUCUAGGACAGCCCCUUGGGGCUGAGGGCAUUCAUAUAUUCACUUGCCACUGAACAUCUCACAAGCACUUCCCUUCCUGGGGUAGAAGUCAACUCCCACCUGUCCUGGACACAGGCAUGAGUGAAACCCAGAACUACUUGGGCAGGAGCAGGCACUGCCCUUUCUGAAAUUCCCCCAGUGAACUCCUUUCUAGCUUCUGGCAGCCCAACCAAGAAAGAGGACAGAUCUCUCAUGCCACUCACUCCUGGUCUCACAGGCCAGGGUAUCCAAGGCUCCUGGCCAUAUUUGGCAAGCCUGUCCCCAUCCUCAAAGGAUCUCCACCCCAGCUCAUCGCCUAUGACCUGAGGGAUUACUAAAAACCCCACCUUCCUGCUGCCCUCCUGAGACUCCCCUGUCAGCAGAGGACAGUGCACUGCUUCUUUACAGGGAAACAUCCUGGUAAACCACUCCUCUCCUCGUCCCUCAGAGGGUGAACUUUCUCCUGGCUAUGCCCACCUUCCACCUCUUCCAGGUCCCUCCUGCCGGUGAAGAGAUGUGAAGAUGCCCAAACCUCACAUCCUUUAACAAACCAGACACAAAACUCUUUUGGUGUAUAAAAGUGUUCUCCAUUUCCUGUAGCUGGGCUCAUGGGGCAGGCUGGCCAGGUCUCAGGACACAUGAGGGGCCAAGAUCACAGUAAGCCCUCCCAUCAGCUCCUUCCACAAAGUUGCCUGAGCUAGGCCAGGGCAGACUCCUACCACACCUGGCCUCCAUGAAGGUGAUACCAUAUGGCAUGUGGCUUGCACCCACCCUGUUCUGAACAUCUUAGUGACCCAAAGUGAUAGGCACAACCAGGGUCUCCAUUAGCCUCCUAAGAUGAUGAGAUGAACCAGGCUCUUGUCAAGGCAAGCUCCUCCCCAAAGCACUGCUUCCUUUCAAAAGGACAAAUCCCUCAUUCACCACGGAUACCAGAUUCUGUGGCUGUUUGUGGUGACAGCAAAUGAUCCAGCACCAGCCCAUGACAUCCCCUUCUUCUGGCUCCAUGAGGCCAGGCUAGCCCAGAGCUGCCUCAUUCCUCCACGCAAAUCACUCCACCCACACCCUGUCCCACUAUGACACCCAAGGGAUACUCACCCCUCCGUGCACAACACACCUCAGACACAGGACCACACAGCAUGCACACAGACACCUGUCAUACACAUGUGUGGGUACAUCCCAUGGAUAUACACACUCCUGUGACACACAUGGAGACAUGAAACCCUGGCACAAAAACGAGCAAUCACCUACAGACACAAUGGGACAGAGUCACACAAAGUCUCAGAACAAUACCUCUGCAGUUAAGCAGGAACGCAGCAUAGUCACACAGGUGCAGAAGGAGAGAAAACUCAAUCCAUUCUGUGGCAGUCACUUUUUGGGUCAUAUCUGUAGCUACAUGGCCAUACAACCACAUGUCCACACCACCCCAGAGCUACACAGUCAUUAUGUCCUAUACACUCCCACAUUCACAAGUAGGUAUCCUGGACACUUAGGUUAACAACUACCCCAACCACCUAAGACAAACACAGCCCCUACACACCUGCUUCAUUCAGGAACGAGGCUAGCACCAGGUCGUCCCCAAUCCCAAGCACACCAGAUUGCAGAGUUGCACACACAGCCAAUCUCAUGCUUAUUACUUCCCCCUCCCUCCUGGGACUGGUCCAAGGGUAGAACAAAAGCCCGUCGUCCACCCCUCCUCCUCCCCUUUCCUCCUCUCCCCCUCCCCUUUCCUCCUCUCUCCCUGGCGUCCAGCCCCUUUGUCCUCCCUCAAUUGAGUCCUAGCGGGAGUCUGGGCAGAGUGGCAGGGACAUUGUUAGCGCCGGGCUGGCCGGCAUAGACAGCAGGCACAAACCAGAGAAGAGUAGUCCCUGUGCAAGCGGCGGGCGCCAGAGCCCCUGAGAGGGGGCGUGGCCAGGUAAGCGCCAGGUACUUGGGGGCAGGGCUUGGGAUGCAGGCUGCCGGCUGUGUGGUGUUUCAGUCUGAGGAUUUAUACAUAUGUCGAUAAAAAGGAGUUAGGGGCGGUUAUGUGUUGAGACAACAUCCACAAGCUGGGUGUCUCAGUCUGCGUCAUGACCAUUGGCUUGACGCCCUUAGGGAGCGUGUUUUAUGCAGUUCCACCUGGGAAUUCCUUCCUUUCCAUGUUGGCACUGGGUGAUCUUCAGUCCCCAGAAUGGGAAUCCCCUGGGUGGAAACUCAGUCUCAGGUCGCUAUCGCUGUGUGCCCAUGGUUCAAAGUGCCUAGAGUUGUAGACAGCACUAGAAUGAAUAAGUAUGGGUACACUUCUCAGGAGGGUUCCUUUCCUCCACACAGAAAGUCCCCACCCUGCCCUGCCACAUCGUAGUGGGAGAAGUCCCUCUUUAUGCUGAUGAGAUCUGCCCUCUUGCAUCUCAGCUCGGAGUGUAACUGUGUCCUAGACUGGAGCUAGCAUGUGCAGGUGACCUGUCUCACCUCCCUCCUUGGGUCCCCAGCUGCUCCUUGGGGACAUGCCUCACUCUUGAAGUGUGGCUAGAGUAGCUAGACAUGCAGAGACUAAGCUGGCUGGGUUCAGAACCCAACCUGUGUACUUGGACAAAAUUAGCUGAUCUCUUUGUCUGCUGAGGAGCUCAUUUAUCCUGAUGCUGAGGCAGGAAAUCCACUGCCCAAGAUGACCCAGUGAGCCAUGAAAGCCAGGCUGACACUGGGCAGGAUCUGAGUUCCAGAGGUCAGAAUGAGCUGAGCAGCAGAGAUCAGAAUGGAGAGAGAAGCAAAGGACUGAGCCGAGUUCCCCUGGAGUAAGGCGCCACAUAAAGGAGAGAACUCCCUGCCCCCAGAAUUGUGCAAACAGAGGCUGUGUGUUCAGCAGGGCUGAAUCCUAACCAUCACCUGAACAGCCCGUUAGAAGUCUGUGGCGUGCUCUACAAAUAGACCUCCUUGGACCCUCCUAGCAAACCUCUGAAGGGCAGCUUCCCUCUGUGUACCUGUUUCCACACAACAAACUUAAAAGUGUGUAUGUGACUAAAGAUACUUCUCAGGGCUGUGAGGGUCAAGUUAAAUUAUGUAAACAGCAACCAAUACACUGUGGUGGAGUCCCUUUCAUAGGAGUAAACACAAGGCAAGGUAACAUUUACUGAGCAUGUACUACUACCUACCUAGCACUUUUCAUUUAUGCCAUUUACAACUUUGGGGAAAGGCAUUAUGUUCCUGUUUCAGAAGACACCGGGGUGGGGAGAGUGACUUUCCUAGAGGGGUCACAUAAUGCCAGGUGAAGGACCAGAACCCCACUGGGUCCUUAGAGCUUGGUUCUUCCCACUUCCCUGAAGCAGGAGAGAGCCUACCUCUACUCCCUUGCCUUCACUUAGAUAAUUCUACCCAUCUUUCUCCAUUUGAAGCUCCCCUCUUAGGAACCUCUUCUCUGAUACCCCCAACUUGGUUUAUUGCCCCUUUUAUGAAUUCCCCUAAUUCUCCACAACUCCCCAGGAGACUCCUGCCAGGCUGUGAGCCCUGGGAAGGUCUCAGGGACUGUGGUUGUUUUGCUCACUGUCUGGAACAGAAAUACUGUAAGUCACAAUAAAUAUGUAAUAUGUCAUUUGACAUUGAAUAGGUAUCGCGCACCUACUAUAGCUCAAUUUGUGUGUGUGGCGCGGGCGAGAUGAAUGGAAUAGAAUCAGGGUUUGGUCAGUAGGAAGAACUAAAGGAGAUUUGCAGAAGACAGGAUGGACAGGAAGUAGUUAUUACAUGCAUGCCCUCAUGCACACAUAUGCAUGACACUCUGGGGUGGUCCGAAAACAUGUCACAGGACUCUCCCUAUACUGGUAUUUUGUACAGGCUCCAGUAGUCUCCCUGCCUUCCCGCUCAAGGC